UAUUUCGUCAAAGCGGCAUCGGAUGGAUACGACAUGCUCAAAGCCGAGUACUUAGGUGUGAAAGAAAUGUCGGAUACCAAAACCAUUCGAGUCCCCAAACCGAUCGCGUUGGGAUCCUACAAGGCGCAAAACAAGGCGUUUGUUGUGUUCGAGUAUCUUGACUUUGGCGGUAGUGGCUCGCAGUAUGAACUCGGUCAGCAACUGGCACGUAUGCAUCGGACCACUAAAGAUCAAGGAUUUGGAUUUCACGUCGAUAACACUAUUGGAGCGACGCGUCAACCAAAUGUGCCCUGGAUGAAGGAUUGGGCAGAUUUUUGGGAUUCCCAUCGUCUUGGACACAUGCUCAAGCUUACAGACAAUGGAGGCUUUAGCGCGAGUGACAUCGAAAAGCUGCGCCACAAAACUCGAGAUCUUUUGUCACACCAACCAAUACCGAGUUUGGUACACGGGGAUCUGUGGGGCGGCAACAAGAGCUUUUGCAGGGACGAUGGGCGUGUAGUGCCGGUGAUUUUUGAUCCAGCAACCUACUACGGGGACCGAGAAGUGGACAUUGCCAUGACGUACGUCUUUGGUGGUUUCAACGCCGACUUUCACACGGGCUACAACGAUGAAUGGCCACUGCCAGUCGGCCACGAGAAGCGAAGAACAGUUUAUAACCUCUAUCAUAUUCUCAAUCACGAAGUAUUGUUUGGAGGCAUGUAUCGUAACCAAGCACGAAGUAUGAUUCUCGAAAUUCUCCGUAUGUAAAAAGGCUUUAUCUUAACAUUUCUACUUACUUACUUU
Molecule: messenger RNA, 783 nt
Organism: Phaeodactylum tricornutum CCAP 1055/1
Lineage: Eukaryota; Bacillariophyta; Bacillariophyceae; Surirellales; Neidiaceae
Exons: 1
Coding region: 34-747 (237 amino acids)
Source: RefSeq, a predicted model, not a curated record